AUGGAUAGGCCUCCUCAAGUUCUUGACCAUUACAUUGGUGUCGAUGUCGGUACGGGCUCAGCUCGUGCCUGUAUCAUUGACGAGACAGGUGACAUCAAGGCAUUGGCCUCUGAGAACAUCAAGCUGUGGCAGCCCGAGGUCGGCUACUACGAGCAAUCUACCACAGACAUCUGGCAAUGUAUCUGCGAGUGUGUUCGCCGAGUCGUCAGCGAGUCGGCCGUCGACCCUACCAAGAUCAAGGGCAUUGGCUUUGACGCCACCUGCUCCCUCGCUGUCUUCACCCAUGAUACCGAUGAGCCGCUGCCUGUCACAGGGCCUGACUUUGCCAACGAUGGCAACGACCGGAACGUCAUUCUUUGGCUCGACCAUCGACCUGUUGAAGAGACCGAGAAGAUCAACAAUACCAAGCACAAGCUCCUCAAGUAUGUUGGCGGCAAGAUGAGCAUCGAGAUGGAGAUGCCCAAGGUGCUCUGGCUCAAGAACCACAUGCCACCCGAGGUCUUUGAGCGCGCCAAGUUUUAUGAUCUUGCUGAUGCUCUCACACACUUGGCCACCGGCAACGAGACUCGCAGCUACUGCAGCGUUGUCUGUAAGCAGGGCUAUGUCCCCGUCGGCGUCGACGGCAGCGUCAAGGGCUGGCAAGAGGACUUUUACCACGAGAUUGGUCUCGGAGACCUUACCAAGGAUGACUUUAAGCAGAUGGGUGGCGUCAACGGGGUGAACGGAUCGUAUGUCAGCGCCGGUGAGCCUGUUGGCACUCUGAGCCGACAAGCAGCCUACCAGCUUGGUCUCCCCAUGGGCAUCCCCGUUGGAAGCGGCGUCAUUGACGCCUAUGCUGGCUGGAUCGGAACUGUCGGAGCCAAGGUCGAGCUUGGUGACGAUGAGCUCAACGCCGAGGUGCCCCACAACGAUCUUUCUCAGGCCUUUACCCGUCUCGCCGCUGUUGCCGGUACUUCGACUUGCCACUUGGCUCUGUCCAAGGAGCCUGUGUUUGUGCCCGGCGUGUGGGGACCUUACCGCGAUGUUCUCCUCCCCGAGUACUGGAUGGCUGAGGGUGGUCAGUCUGCUACUGGCGAGCUGCUUCGACAUAUGCUCGACAUCCACCCCGCUUACAAUGAGACAUGCGCCCUGGCCAAGGCUGAGGACAAGCACAUUUACGACUUCCUCAACAACCACCUUGAGCUGAUGGUUGAGAACACAAACGCGCCCUCCGUGUCCUACUUGGGACGUCAUCACUUCUUCUAUGGUGAUCUGUGGGGCAACCGAUCCCCCAUUGCCGAUCCCAACAUGAAGGGCUGCAUGAUCGGCCUGGACAGCGACAAGAGCACUGACAACAUGGCGUUGUGGUACUAUGCCACUAUGGAGUUCAUUGCCAUGCAGACGCGUCAGAUCAUUGAGCAGAUGAACAAGGCCGGUCACGAGAUCUCGUCCAUCUUCAUGUCGGGAUCUCAGUGCCAGAACCCCAUUCUCAUGUCUCUUCUGGCCACCACCUGCGGCAUGCCCGUCUUGAUCCCGCGUUAUGUCAACGCUGCUGUGGUUCACGGUGCUGCCAUGCUCGGUGCCAAGGCUGCCAGUCACAGCAAGGAGGAUGGUAGUGAGCCCGAGACGCUUUGGAGCAUCAUGGACAGGAUGAGCAAGCGAGGCCGUCUCGUGGAGCCCCAGUCGGACCCUGGAGAGAAGGCUCUUCUCGAUGCCAAGUACGAGGUCUUCCUGGACAUGUGCAGAACUCAGCAAGAAUACCGAAGCAAGGUCGACAAGGCUGUUGCCCAGUGGGGUGCUGAAUUUGGUGCCUAA
Messenger RNA from Fusarium falciforme, 1794 nucleotides. RefSeq lists its product as hypothetical. Gene Ontology annotation, biological process: carbohydrate metabolic process. The transcript has 4 exons. Bases 1 to 1794 code for a protein of 597 amino acids. The record is from RefSeq and is a predicted model, not a curated record. Gene Ontology annotation, molecular function: kinase activity; phosphotransferase activity, alcohol group as acceptor. NCBI's taxonomy places the organism in Eukaryota, Fungi, Ascomycota, Sordariomycetes, Hypocreales, Nectriaceae.